AUGAACCUGGAGACGCUGCUGGCGUACGGCAACAUGCUGGUGAAGGAGCAGGAGAACGUCAAGCGCGUGCAGCUCGCUGACACCUACCUCGCGUCGGCCGCCCUCGGCGACGCCAACAAGGACCAGAUGGAGCAGGGAACCUUCUUUGAAGAUGGCUAUGCCCAACAAGUGGGAGUGCCGGUGCCAGCAGGCUGCCCUGAUCCCACAACGUUCUAUUCCCAUUGCAAUCUCAACCCGUUUUUUACCCUUUUCAAUCCCUCUGCAUCUCUUCCUUCAGGUGGCUAUGCCCAACAAGUGGGAGUGCCGGUGCCAGCAGGCUGCUCUGAUCCCAACGCUGUCAACUACGACCCCACUGUUCGCAGCGACGACGGAAGCUGUGUCUACGACUUCGCCCAAUAA
This is a messenger RNA of Closterium sp. Naga37s-1, 399 nucleotides long. The record is from the annotation of a GenBank genome assembly. NCBI's taxonomy places the organism in Eukaryota, Viridiplantae, Streptophyta, Zygnematophyceae, Desmidiales, Closteriaceae.